This is a messenger RNA of Ostreobium quekettii, 402 nucleotides long. NCBI's taxonomy places the organism in Eukaryota, Viridiplantae, Chlorophyta, Ulvophyceae, Bryopsidales, Ostreobiaceae. The record is from the annotation of a GenBank genome assembly.
AUGUGCUCUCCAGAGCUCCAUGACCCUAGGCAGUUGGGGUGCGCUGUGCCAUGCCAAUCUUGGUACCGCAACAAAACUUCUCAGGCUGACAUGAUCCACCGCCGCCCCCACAGGAUGCAUCAAACCAAGGGAUACCAAAGGAGAAUUGGACACAAUGUUACGAGGUACCAGGACACUGCGCCCUCGCCUUUUGGGGCCAUAGUUCCGCAACACGCAUUAGGUGCAGGUGGAUCGAUGUGUCACGUGCUUCAGUAUUGCGGUCAUGCACUGACCUAUUUGCGUGUUGCUGGGCUGUUCUUUACAGAGCUGUGGUUGUUAGGCGUGCAUCCGAGCAGAAGCAAGCAGACUUGUCUGGAAUGGCGGUCCCAGCAGGCUGAACCCCCUGUUUUAGGUUGGUUUUAG